This is a messenger RNA of Oenanthe melanoleuca, 5335 nucleotides long. It is a transcript of the gene C2CD5, whose product is annotated as C2 calcium dependent domain containing 5. NCBI's taxonomy places the organism in Eukaryota, Metazoa, Chordata, Aves, Passeriformes, Muscicapidae. Bases 955 to 4008 code for a protein of 1017 amino acids. The record is from RefSeq and is a predicted model, not a curated record. Gene Ontology annotation, molecular function: calcium-dependent phospholipid binding; calcium ion binding. The transcript is spliced from 25 exons. Gene Ontology annotation, cellular component: plasma membrane. Gene Ontology annotation, biological process: protein localization to plasma membrane; positive regulation of protein targeting to membrane; intracellular protein transmembrane transport.
AGGCCGCGGGCGCCAUCUUGGAGCUUGGCAGGGGCCACACGGGCGCUUUGAUAAAGCCAGGUUUAGGGUCCGGACCUGGGGAGGGAGGGACAACCCCAAAUACCAGCACAGGCUGGGGGUGAUCUGCUGGAGAGCAGCUGUGCGGGGAAGGACCUGGGAGUCCUGGUGGGUGACAAACUGACCACGAGACGGCGGCGUGUCCUGGCAGCCAGGAAGACCAGCGAUAUCCUGGGGUGCACCGGGAAGUGUGGCCAGCGGGUCAAGAGAGGAGAUCCUGCCCCUCGGCCCCGCCUGGAGUGCCAGAUGAGGCCGGUGGUGUGCCGGUGAGGCCUCAUCUGGAGUGCUGUGUCCAGUUCUGCGCUCCUCAGGGCAAGACAACAAGGAGAUACUGGAGAAGCUGUUGCGGAGGGGAAUAAAGAUAAUGAAUGGUCCGGAGCAUCACUAAUGAGAAAGGACUGUGAGAGCUGAGCCUGUUCAUUCUGAAGACUGAGAGGGGAUCUCAUUAAUGCAUAUAAAUAUCUGAAAUCGGUGCCAAGAGGACAGACUUUUCAGUGGUGCGUAGCGACAUAACAAGUAGCUACGAAGUAGUUUAACCUCAAAAUGAGGAAGCGCUUCUUUACACUGAAGGUGGAAGAGCCCUGGAACAGCUGCCCAUGGAGGGCUUUUAGUCUCGCUCUCUGGAGAAAGUCCAAAUCCCCUUGAAUACGUUUCUAUGUCGCCUGCUCUGGGUGACCCUGCCUGGGCAGGGAAAUUGGACUGGGUGAUCUCCAGAGCUCCCUUCCAGCUCUAAUCAUCAUUCCCCGAUCCUGUAACUCCUUUCCCGCUCCCCGCUCCGAGGGCGGGGCGGCCGCAGAGUCCCGCGCAUGCGCAGCCGCCGCUCCCGCCGGUCCAUGGCACAGGCGCGGUCGCGCUGUCCCUGCAGCCGCGGGAGGAGGAGGGGAGGGGAGGAAGAAGAUGCCGGGAAAGCUGAAGGUCAAGAUCGUGGCGGGACGCCAUUUGCCGGUGAUGGACCGCGCCAGCGACCUGACCGACGCCUUCGUGGAGGUGAAAUUUGGAAAUACAACGUUUAAGACAGACGUGUAUCCCAAAUCACUUAAUCCUCAGUGGAAUUCUGAGUGGUUCAAAUUUGAAGUAGAUGAUGAAGAGCUCCAGGAUGAGCCUCUCCAGAUCACAGUUCUUGAUCAUGAUACAUACAGUGCCAAUGAUGCCAUUGGCAAAGUAUACAUAGAUAUUGAUCCUUUGCUCUAUAGUGAAGCAGCCACGGUUAUUUCAGGAUGGUUUCCAAUUUAUGAUACCAUUCAUGGUAUACGUGGGGAGAUUAACGUGGUGGUGAAAGUAGAUCUCUUCAAUGAUUUAAACAGAUUUAGGCAGUCAUCCUGUGGAGUCAAAUUUUUUUGCACUACAUCUAUUCCUAAGUGUUACAGAGCAGUCAUUAUUCACGGGUUUGUGGAAGAACUUGUAGUUAAUGAGGACCCAGAGUACCAGUGGAUAGACAGAAUCCGUACUCCCAGGGCAUCGAAUGAGGCUCGGCAAAGACUCAUUUCACUCAUGUCAGGUGAAUUGCAAAGGAAGAUUGGCUUGAAGGUGCUUGAAAUGAGAGGAAAUGCUGUUGUUGGUUAUUUGCAGUGUUUUGAUUUGGAGGGAGAGUCUGGACUCGUAGUGAGAGCCAUAGGAACAGCCUGCACGUUGGAUAAAUUAAGUAACACAUCAGCAUUUUUACCUGCAUGUAACUCCCCAUCCAAGGAAAUGAAGGAGAUUCCUUUCAAUGAAGAUCCCAAUCCCAAUACAUAUUCAUCAGGACCCUCCACCCCUCUGAAAAACCAAACCUAUUCCUUUUCACCUUCCAAGUCCUACAGUCGACAGUCCUCUUCUUCUGACACAGAUUUGAGUUUGACACCCAAAACUGGAAUGGGCAGUGGGAGUGCUGGAAAAGAAGGGGGGCCAUUUAAAACUCUUUUAAGACAACAGACUCAGUCAGCUCUGGAACAAAGGGAAUUCCCGUUUUUUACCUUGACGACCUUCCCACCAGGAUUUCUUGUCCAUGUUGGGGGAGUGGUCAGUGCUCGCUCAGUGAAGCUCCUGGACCGCAUCCACAAUCCUGAUGAACCAGAAACACGAGAUGCCUGGUGGGCAGAAAUCAGACAAGAAAUAAAAUCCCAUGCCAAAGCAUUGGGUUGUCAUGCUGUAGUGGGCUACAGUGAAUCAACCAGCAUUUGUGAAGAGGUCUGUAUUUUGUCCGCAUCUGGCACAGCAGCUGUACUGAACCCUAGGUUCCUUCAGGAUGGCACCAUGGAAGGCUGUUUGGAACAAAGGAUUGAAGAAGCUUCACCACCAGGUUGUGGAUUUUGCCAUAUUCCAUAUGAUGAAUUGAACAUGCCCUUUCCUGCUCACCUCACUUACUGUUACAACUGCAGGAAGCAAAAAGUUCCUGAUGUCCUUUUCACCACAAUUGACCUUCCUAUAGAGGCAGUAGUUGUUGGGAAGGGAUGUCUUAUUCAAGCCAGGUUGUGCCGUCUGAAGAAGAAAGCUCAGGCUGAAGCAAAUGCAACUUCUAUCAGUAAUCUCUUGCCAUUCAUGGAGUAUGAAGUGCACACACAACUGAUGAACAAACUCAAGCUGAGAGGAAUGAAUGCCCUCUUUGGGCUGAGAAUUCAGAUCACUGUGGGGGAAAAUAUGCUGAUGGGCUUGGCAUCUGCAACAGGUGUGUAUUUAGCAGCUUUGCCAACACCUGGAGGUAUUCAGAUUGCUGGGAAGACUCCAAAUGAUGCCACUUAUGAUCAGCAUAUAUCCCAUAUGCAAAAGAAAAUAAAUGAUACAAUAGCAAAAAACAAGGAACUUUAUGAGAUCAAUCCACCAGAGUUACCAGAAGAAAUUAUUGGGUCUCCCAUUCCAGAGCCAAGACAACGUUCCAGGCUAUUGAGAUCUCAGUCAGAAAGCUCUGAUGAAGUUACAGAGCUUGACCUUUCACAUGGGAAGAAGGAUGCUUUUGUCUUGGAGAUUGAUGACACAGAUGCAAUGGAAGAUGUACAUUCUUUACUGACAGAUGUUCCACCACCUUCUGGUUUUUACAGUUGCAACACAGAAAUUAUGCCUGGUAUAAAUAACUGGACACCAGAAAUUCAAAUGUUCACAGCAGUUAGAGUGUCCAGAUUAAGCAACAUUAACCCAACAAAUCAAACACUCAAUAAGAACUUUAAUGAUCUCUGUGAGAAUCUAUUGAAGAGUUUGUAUUUUAAACUCCGGUCUAUGGUUCCCUGCUGUCUUUGCCAUGUAAACUUUACUGUUGCUCUGCCAGAGGAUGAAUUAGUUCAGAUUGCAGUCACAGCUGUUGCUAUUACAUAUGACAAAAACCAAGCACUACAAGCCAACAAAGCACCUACUGAAAAAUCACAGCAAAGAGCAUCUACAGACAAUGAAGAACAGCUACAAUUUCCCUUGGAACUUUGCUCUGAUUCCCUUUCUUCUCAACCAUUCUCUCCAGCUAAAGAAGUCCUGGAGGGUGCAAGUUCCCACACAGGUAUUCCUGCUGCUCAGAGAGCUACUUCCCUUGAAAAAGCAAGUCCCUUGGCUGAGGGAUACUUACGGCACCGUUCUGUCCCGUCAUGCACCAAUUCCACUGUCUCAGUUGUUAAGAUGACACCUCUUUCCUUUCUCCCUGGGGCCAAAAUAACCAAAUAUCUUGGGAUAAUCAACAUGUUUUUUAUACGAGAAACCACUUCUUUGCGUGAGGAGGGUGGUGUCAGUGGCUUCCUCCAUGCUUUUAUUGCUGAAGUGUUUGCCAUGGUGAGAGCUCAUGUUGCAGCUCUGGGAGGGAAUGCAGUUGUGUCAUACAUAAUGAAGCAAUGUGUUUUCAUGGAGAAUCCAAACAAAAAUCAGGCUCAGUGUUUGAUAAAUGUCAGUGGGGAUGCUGUCAUCUUUGUCCGUGAAUCUGAGCUAGAAAUGCUGCCAGUGCAGCCUUCUACAGUUGCUCCUCAGCCCACAAGUUCUGCAGGAGAUGUCACAACAUGAAGGCAGAACAAGUGAAGUAGUCUCUGCUAAAUAUAAAGAUUAUUUAAAAUGUGGAAAUGUUUCAGUUUGCAUCUUCAAAGUCAGUAUCUCUCCAUGACAUUCACAACCAAAAUCCAGGACAAUCACUUUUUUUUUGUUGUCAUAUAAUUUCCAUAAGUCAGAGCAGUGAACUGGCAGGUGUGCUCUGGUUCUUCUAUUACUAUUCCUGGCCUCUGUGAAACCAGGCAGCAAGUGAGGCACUGACAGGAAAACAUGGAACUGUGGAUGGAAAAACUCUAUUGUAUUUUUGAGCUGUUCAGUGGCACUGUGAUAAGUUGUCAUUCCGAACCAUUUCUGAGUUUGAGUGUUGUCUGAGCUGAUUCUCAGGCCAGGGUGGGAGGGAGGUGCCUGAGAAGUCUGUGUUGGAAACCUUUGAUGAAGAAGGGAAAGAUUUGUGUGUAGGCCAAGAAAACAUGGGCUGGACUCUGAAACUGCAUUACACUUUAGAGUGUGAAGAGGGAAAAGCAGUACCAAAAAGUUACAGUUUGAAUUUCUGCACAUUAAAAGUAUUUUUUCUUGUUUUGUUGUUGUUUUUAUAUUUGGUGGCUGGGGGAUGUUGUCUGUUUUUAAAAUUGUUUCUUAAAAGCUGCCACACCACAAUGCUGGGUGUGAUCCUGGGCACCCAUGUGGUGGGCCAAAACAACCCCAGAACACAACAAGAAGUUCCAGGGUAUGUCUGAUGCUAUUACAAGAUGUUCACUUCAGUACUGAUAAAGCAGGUCUUUUUGUUAUUUAAGACUUUGUGAAAGAAUUGUCCUAAGGUUCAUUUUCUUAAGGCAGGAUCUGUUUCAAGCAAGAUCUAAACAGUCCCCCAAAAAUCAGUUGUGCAGAAGUUAUUCUGCAGCCUCCUUCCUGUUUAAAUGCCUGACUAAUUGGAGAUCGAUGUAUGUGUGUGACACUGGUUCUCCUGCAGGUUGCUUUUGUGUUUGGGGUUUUGUUUGGGGUUUUUUGUUCUUUUCCAGUGCUGUAACUGGGAAAUAAGGGUACUGCAGACAGGAAAUUUGUCAUUUCCAGUAAAAGUCUGAAAGGUGGUGAUACUCUAUUGUAAAAAACAAACAAACAAACAAAAAAAAAAAAGUCAAACAAAAACCUUUGAUUUGAAGAUGCAUUCUUGCUUAAUUCUGGCAAUAUUGUACAUGGAACUUGAACAAAGAUGUAAACUUGAAUGUAAAUAUUCUGUUUAAUGUUGAAAUUAAGCAAUGGCAUGAUUAUUUGUUAAAAUUAAUUAUUUCAUUGUAAAUGAGCAUGAAAAUCAUUCUUGCACAAUAAAUAUCUUUAUAAAAUUUAA